UGAAGCUGCUCUAAUGAUUGAGCAGUGAGAUGAGCCGGCAGAGCCUGCACUGUAUACGGCACUGUACACCUACCUCAAGCUGGGCUUCUGUAUAUUGACUUGGACUUUCUCUCUGUAUACAGUGACUACUGCAAAAGAAGGGCUAUUCUAUCCAAGCCAUACAGAAGCCUGAUGUUUACAAAUCCAUCCGCUGGACUCUGCUGACCCCUCCAGACUUACAGAGCCCCCUUGUUUACAACCCUCCCAUUACCCCCGCCAGAGGUUCUAGCAACCCCAGCAGCUCCUAACCAUGUUCCAGCGUUUCACCCGACUCUUCUUCAGCGAGGGACCAGCCGACGAACCCAAAGAACCCAAUGCUUUUGUGGCAGAGGAAGAAGAUGAUGAUGGCUGGCUCAUUAUUGAUAUCCCAGAUAGCUACACCUCAGGAGAGGAUGAUGGGACAAUUGGCCAAGGAGACAGUAGGACUCCCAGCCCUUUGCCCCACUCUCUAGCUGAGAGGAUUGGCUGGUCCAUCCCACCCCACCCAUCCCACUCGAUGGACGAGAGCUGGUUUGUUACCCCUCCCCCCUGUUUCACCGCAGAAGGUUCGGGCCAUGCGGUGGUGGGAAGUAGUCCGCUGGAAGACCUCCUAAUAGAACACCCAAGCAUGUCGGUUUACAUCACAAGCGGAAGCAUCGUGGUGGAGCCAGACACUUCCGAGAUAACCAGAGACAGGUCCCCGUCCAAAACCAGAGUGGAGCGACGCACACCUCACCAUGCCACGUCCGUCUCUGCCAAAGCUGCCAUCUUGGGGAAAGUUGGCCAGGCCGCCCGUCUGCAGCGCGCCAAGGCAGCGGUGGACAGACGCAAACUCAGCCGCAAGAGUCUGCAGAGGCAAAACUUGGCACGGCAUUUCAAUGAGCGCACUGCCAUCAAGCAUCGCACCUUCCUGUGCCAGCCACGGCAGCGCCAGUGCAACUACUGAACUUGUUCCUGCUGCUUACAGGAACAUGGGCAUUAUCCCUAACCCCAAUUCUCCUGUCAUGCCUCAUGGGUUGGCAUUACCGUAUCUUGCCUCUUCCGCCCUCAUAUCCCAUAUUCAUGGUCACCUUUGUUCUCUCUUCCUUUUCCAUCCUAUUGCUUGGGAUUCUGCAAGUAACCAAAACAGAGGUUCUAGCUUGGGUUUGGAGAAUCUGUCUACUUACUGGUAGACAUCUUUAAAUGAGUCUCCAUUAACAGUAUUGGCUGUAGGAUGUAACCUGGACUAGGGCUGUUCCAUUUGGUAAGUGAGCGACUACUGCCCAGCUGCCUAAGGGGCUGGCAAAG
Messenger RNA from Spea bombifrons (plains spadefoot toad), 1305 nucleotides. RefSeq names its product tumor protein p53 inducible nuclear protein 2 (gene TP53INP2). The record is from RefSeq and is a predicted model, not a curated record. Bases 290 to 964 code for a protein of 224 amino acids. NCBI's taxonomy places the organism in Eukaryota, Metazoa, Chordata, Amphibia, Anura, Pelobatidae. Gene Ontology annotation, biological process: autophagosome assembly; positive regulation of DNA-templated transcription. The transcript is spliced from 4 exons. Gene Ontology annotation, cellular component: autophagosome; nucleus.